AUGGUACACUUUGUGCAAUUCAUACUAUCAUUCCUUCCGCCCCUUGCUCUGUGGUACAGGCCAGACUCUAUAACGUGGCUCUCUUACACUUCGCCCGAACCUUGUCAUUUGACUUCCUCUCCGAAUUCCACCAAAUCGAUAGCUAUCGUUGGUGCGGGCAGUGCAGGGCUUGGGGUGCUCAAAGCUAUUCUUGACCUUCCACUAGACAUACGCUCUGGUUGGGAAGUUGUCCUCUACGAACGGCGACGGGAUGUGGGCGGACUAUGGCUUCCAGACCCUCCAGGGUAUACGCCCAAUCCACCAGAGCUACCUGAGACGCCCUGGUAUCCUCUAUUACGCACAAACACUCCGCAUCCCACUAUGACAUAUCCCCAUUUCCCGUUCGCAGGUGGUACGACAUUAUUCCCACCUGCCGACGCCGUUCAGACGUACCACGCUGACUUCGCCGUGCAUAAUGACUUGACUCCGUAUGUCAGGCUCAAUCACACCGUUGUAUCGGCUCAGUGGUAUGGCGAUGAUGCACAGGGGAACUGGUAUGUCGAGGUGCAAGCAGAUGGUGGUGGCUCGGACGAAGUCACUCUGAGGAGAGCUUUUGACCAUCUCAUCGUUGCCAGUGGGCACAAUAGCUACCCUUACAUUCCCGCGUGGAAUGGGACAGAGGACUGGCUGGCAGGAAUUUCGCCAGGCGUCGCUUGCCGAGAGAUUCUCCAUUCAAUAUACUAUCGUCGCCCGGAAAGGUACGCAAACCGGGGUGUCCUUAUUGUAGGCUCGGGAGCUAGUGCGUUUGACAUUGCUGUUCAAGUGAGCCCCUUAGCUCAGGUGGUAUAUCAAUCGGUGAAGGAAGGCAAGAAACACGCGUCGGGCGCAGCGGUUGUUCAAAAACCAGCAAUUUCACAUUUUACUCGUGAUUCAGUCGUUUUUGUGGAUGGCACUGCCGUGACCGAUGUCGACGCUGUAAUCCUAGGGACGGGCUACGAACUUCGAAUACCCUUCCUGAGUGCUCCCCAUUCAUCCGUGCUUCUUGCUGAUGCAGAUACGAGGGCCAACUCUACAACGGCAGGCAUACUCACGAGCAACCUCCGAUACCUCUUUCCUCUUCAUCGACAGAUUUUUAGUCUCGCAUCGAACCUUCCCCCCACCGCACUAGGAUUUAUUGGGCUUCCCUCCCUCGCGUCGAGUUGCCCCUUGUAUCUUGCUCAGGGAAUCUUCGUGGCACAUACACUUGCGAACUCAUCGCUUCUACCAACCCGUGAGGACAUGGUUCGGGAGCUCGUAGCACGCGAGGAACGACUACGCGCACGGGGGUAUGACCCAUAUCGGGUUGGUCACAAAUUGCUGGCGAGUGAAAAUGAAACAGAGGACUAUCAAGAUGAGCUGAUCGCCUACCUCAAGCAUCGUGGUGCCCUUCCAGAAAAUGGGAAGCCAUACGUGGAUAGCUGGCGAAGGAUGGAGUGGGGCUACGCGGUGUUCUUGUACCGGGGCUGGAGAAGGAUCCAGGCACUAGACGACGAGCAACGUUGGCUAAACGGUGUGGAGACUGAAGAACAGUGGGUUGAUAUGAUGGAUCGAAUAGUAAACUGGGAGAGGAAAUGGGAGGAGGGGCACAGCGCGGAGUCCAUCCCAAUAGAUUUCUACGUAGAGACGUAUUAG
Molecule: messenger RNA, 1650 nt
Organism: Fibroporia radiculosa
Lineage: Eukaryota; Fungi; Basidiomycota; Agaricomycetes; Polyporales; Fibroporiaceae
Exons: 2
Coding region: 1-1650 (549 amino acids)
Molecular function (GO): N,N-dimethylaniline monooxygenase activity; flavin adenine dinucleotide binding; NADP binding
Source: RefSeq, a predicted model, not a curated record